AUGUCGAUCACGCGCACUGUCGUCGACGGUGUGGGUUGCAUGCUCAGCCGGUCUAGGGUACGCAUUCGUACGCUCAAUCGUGCCUGCUUGGCUGCUGCUUGUAUACGCUUGCCAUCCCGCCAGCCGCAGCUGCCUCGAGCCGACUUGAUCUCACGCACGAGCUUGUCAAAGGCGACCUUUGCUACCGUCAGCUCACAGCCCAUUCUCGCAUACAACAUGACCGCAGGCGACUUUCCCAGGCCACCCGUCGCUGCAUCACGAUGGGACUUCACUGCAGAAGAGAUCACGAAGCUAACAAAGGAAAGCAUCGAUCGCAGUCGCAAGACACAAGACCAAGUUGCCGCGCUGCCUCAUGACAGGUGCACUUUCGAUAGCGUCAUCUCCGCCUUGGCCCACGAUGAGGCUUCCAUGGCUCACGAUACCGGCGUGCUCGAGUUCCUGCAGAACGUCUCGACGGAUGAAAGCGUGCGAAAGGCAUCUGUGGCAGCCGAUCAAGCAUUGGCUGAUUUCGGUAUCGAGUCCUCCAUGCGACUGGAUGUCUUCAACGCUGUCCAAGCAGCAGACAAGGCCACAGAUCGCUCAAAGCUAGACGCAGAGUCAACACGCUUGCUUGAUCGCAUGCUGCGCGAUGGCAAACGGGCCGGAUUGACCUUAUCCGAAUCAGAUCGAGAGAAGUUGAAGGCGCUCAAGAAUGAGAUCUCGCAGCUUUCGAUCGAGUUCCAGAACAACUGCAAUCAGGACAAAGAGUUUAUCGACUUUACCGCUGAUGAACUCAAGGGCGUUCCCGAAGAUGUCAUUGCUGGCUUCAGCAAGUCAAAGGAUGAUUCGUCGAAGCUGCGCAUGACCUUCAAGACGCCCGAUUAUCUGCCUGUCAUCAAGUAUGCUCAGAAACCAACAGCGCGCAGAAGAGCUUUCGUAGGCUACGAGUCUCGUCUGCCGAUGAAUGUACCCAUCAUGGAAAAGACGAUGAAAUUACGAGCACAAGCAGCUCAACUCCUCGGCUAUGCAAACUGGGCAGAGUACGUGCUCGAGGUCAAGAUGGCCAAGGAUGUCAAGACUGUCAAUGCUUUCCUUGACGAUCUGUAUAAGAAGCUCAAGCCGAUCGGCCUCAAGGAACGCGAUGUCUUGCUCAAGCUCAAAGAGAAGGAGUGCAAAGAGCUCAACAUCCCUUAUGAUGGCAAGUUCUACGUAUGGGACUACAGAUACUACGAUAGACUACACAUUGAGCAAACGCUCGCAUUCGACGAAGAAGAGGCAAAACAGUAUCUGCCCGUCGCCGUCGUUGUGCCAAAAGUGCUCGAACUCUACAAGCGCUUGCUCGGCGUCGAGCUCGUGCCAAUCGAUUCGCCAACAUGGUAUGAGGACGUACAAGCCUUCGCAACGUACGAUCUCCGGGCAGCCGAUAAUGAGAACCCUUUCCUGGGAUUCAUGUACACCGAUCUCUUCCCUCGCGACAAUAAGUACGGUCACGCAGCAGUUUGGGGUCUCAUCCCUGGCUUCACGAAGGAAGACGGCAAUCGGUCGUACCCGACCGCGGCAAUGGUUGCCAAUCUGGCAAAACCGAGCGGCAACAAAGUGACGCUAAUCUCACACGAUCAGAGCGUCACGCUCUGUCACGAAUUCGGUCAUGCCUAUCACCAGCUGCUCUCAAAGACCCGAUACUCUCGCUUUCACGGCACCAACGUAGCCCGCGACUUUGUGGAGGCGCCAAGUCAGCUGUCAGAGAACUUCAUCUGGCUCAAGAAAGAACUUAUCGAACUUUCUGCGCAUUACAAGACAAAGAAGCCAAUGCCAGACGAGCUCAUCGAGAAGCUCAUCUCUUCCCGCUUUGUCAACUCUGGCCUGUUCAAUCUGCGCCAGCUCUUCUUCGGUCUCAUCGAUAUGAAGCUUCACACAAGGACGCCAGAUGAUGCUGAUCUGGAUUAUACGAAGCUGUGGUGUGAGAUGAGACAGGAGAUCUCGCUUGUCGAAUUCGAUGGAGAGUAUGCGCCGGGUGAGGGCAGCUUUGCGCACAUCAUGUCUGGCUACGCUGCUGGAUACUACGGCUACCUCUACUCCCUUUCGUUCUCGGCUGAUAUGUUCAGUCAAUGGGGAGACGAGCCGAUCGACAAGGCUGGCAAGCGCUAUAGAAAGUCGAUCCUGCAGCCUGGCGGAUCUCGAGACGAGCUGGACUCGCUCAAAGAGUUCCUAGGCCGCGAGCCGAGCAAUAAGGCUUUCAUGGACAUGUUACUUGGCCAUCAAUGA
Molecule: messenger RNA, 2244 nt
Organism: Mixia osmundae IAM 14324
Lineage: Eukaryota; Fungi; Basidiomycota; Mixiomycetes; Mixiales; Mixiaceae
Exons: 4
Coding region: 1-2244 (747 amino acids)
Biological process (GO): peptide metabolic process; proteolysis
Cellular component (GO): mitochondrial intermembrane space
Molecular function (GO): metalloendopeptidase activity
Source: RefSeq, a predicted model, not a curated record